GUGUAUGGGCCCCAUGGCUGAUGUCUGGACUUUUCUGACCCAGAGGAUCCAUAGCCAGAGGACCGUAAGGAAGAUUCGUGGGAACCUUUUGUGGUAUCUUCCAGACCCAGCUUCCCACCUGGAUUCCCCGAGCCUUUGUCCUGGCAGCCCUAUCUAGAGCACCUGGAGAGGGGAGGGGGAGGGAGCUUUUGAGUGAAGGCAUCAGGGGGCAGCUUCUGCAGUAGAAUGGGGAGGCUGGUGGGCCUCAGAUGGCCCUCCAGAUGCAAUCUUGCUUAGCAGGUUAGCAGGGUGCCUCCCUUCAUUUCUUGGGAUUUGCGUCCCUCUCCAGUUUGGUCUUUCCCCUGGCCAGAGGUUGUGUCUCUGCUUGCCCUCCUGUGGUCAGCCCUUCUCCAGCCUCCCCCCUUUCUAUAACCCUGCUUUGUUUCUGCCCUUGUCUUGUGUCCCCUGCCCCUCUCCCCCUCAAGCACAUCCCUAUUCAACUCCUUAACCCCCCCCCCAAUUCCUUGCAGGUACAGCCACCAGGAAAGCCCAGAGUAGGCUAGCCGGAGGCGAGAGCUGGAGGCAGCUCUGAUGAGGGUACAGGCAGAGAUCAGAGAAAUGGACCUGAGCCUGGAGCUGGCUGAGCGAGAGGCUGUAGCCCAGGACAUGGCCCAAGAGCUCACCCUGAAGCACAUCCGGGAUGCCCAGGGCAAGGCUUUGCUCCUCCGGGCACGAGCUGCAGCUGCCCGACGGCAACAGCGAGGCCUCAGGGAUCGGACCCAGCGGCUGCAAGGCCAGCUCAGCCAUCUGCAGGACAUGGCAAGGAAAGCAAAAGCAAAUGUAGCCUUUGGGCCUCCCACACCCGUGCUCUUGGGCCUGGAGCCAGAUGUCCUGCAAGAGGUCAUGAGGGUCUGUACGCUGCGUAUCCAGUUCCUCCAGGCUCUGCUGACCCCUCACUCUGAUCCAAGGACUUUGACUACCCAAGACGACUUGUUUGCCACCACCCACCGGCAGUGGUUCAGUGAAAUGGAGGUCCUGAUGGCUUCCUACCCUCCCGCGCACAUCCUGGGGGCCCUGGAGCACCUGGCUUCAAGGCAGAUGGCUGAGCUGCAGACGCUAACUGAGCAGUGGGAUGGGGAGACACGCAGGCUACAACUGGAUAAGGUAUCAGAGUCCCCAGCCCUGCCUUCCCUGACCCACCUUAUCCAGGAGGGUUGGCGGGCUGUAGGGGUGCUGACUUCAAAGCGGGGCCCCCUCCUGCAGCAAGGUCAAGCCCUGGCUGAGAGACUCCAGGGCCUAAUGAAGGAAGUGGCGCAGAGAGUGAUGGGGUCCCAGGAGGCUUGCCAGGCCUUGUCUCUGGGGCUGCAGGUGGCUGCGCUCCAGGCCACCCAUAACUCUCUGAGAACUCAGAGCCAGAGCCUGAAGGAGGAGGCCGAGCGAAGGCAGCAGGAGCUUUGGGAGCUCCAGGCCAAACGGCAGCGCAUUGUGAGCUGGCGGCAGCGAGUGGAGGAGACCCAGGAGCGGAUCCGGGUGCUGAUCAAGGGGAAUUCAGUCAGCAAGAGUCACCUUCAGAAGAGCCCGGGAGAGGUACAGGCUUUGGCCCAAAGGAAAGUGGUUCCGGCUGCGGGAGCUGUGGGGCUGCAGGCCCAGAAUUUGCUGGGCAGGCUGGAGGAAGAAGGCCAGUGGCUGCUGGGCCUGGAGCUCAAUCCCCUGCUGCGGCGCCAUCCAGGAGGGCCACAGCCCCUUCCAGCUGUCCUCCCAUCUGUCUACUCUCUGCAUCCAGCAUGUCCUGGAUCCCAGAACCUCAUCCAUCUGAGCCAGGACCUGGGGCUGCCCUCAGGCAAGGCUCCAGAAUUCCUCCUGCUCCAGGCAGUCUCCCUGCGCCAGGAUUGGCUGUUUCUCCAGGACCAGCUGAGUCACAGGCGUGGUAUGCUGACGCGCCUACAGAGGGAUCUGCCCCCAGGACCGUCCACCCAGGAACUGCUUCAGAUCCAGGAGUCUGAGGAGAAGAAGCAGCAAGAGCAUCUGGGCCCCAUUCUGCAUCGCCUCGAGGAGCUGAUGGAACAAGGACUGGACCGCAUCCCCCAGCUUCUGAAGGCUGUGGGGGACUGGUGGGACCAGCCAGGGCAGAAUGCACUCCCUGGAGAGCUCCAGGACCAGGACGGCCUCUCCCUACAGCAAUGGAAGCUUCGCUGGGCCCGAGCCCAGGGACGGAGAGCAUGAACACUGAGGUUUGGAAUUGGAAGCACGGAGCCAGACAUAGACAUUGACGUGAAUGGAAUUGGUUCCAUCGUUUCACUGUUAAAAUUACAAACUGCCGCUCCCAGUAAAGUGCCUAGAGAUUUCGGGAUCA
Messenger RNA from Trichosurus vulpecula (common brushtail), 2332 nucleotides. It is a transcript of the gene HAUS5, whose product is annotated as HAUS augmin like complex subunit 5. The record is from RefSeq and is a predicted model, not a curated record. The coding region runs from base 571 to 2202 and encodes 543 amino acids. The transcript is spliced from 17 exons. NCBI's taxonomy places the organism in Eukaryota, Metazoa, Chordata, Mammalia, Diprotodontia, Phalangeridae. Gene Ontology annotation, biological process: spindle assembly; centrosome cycle. Gene Ontology annotation, cellular component: centrosome; HAUS complex.